This is a messenger RNA of Ochotona princeps (American pika), 3816 nucleotides long. It is a transcript of the gene POLR2B, whose product is annotated as RNA polymerase II subunit B. The record is from RefSeq and is a predicted model, not a curated record. Lineage: Eukaryota; Metazoa; Chordata; Mammalia; Lagomorpha; Ochotonidae. Gene Ontology annotation, biological process: DNA-templated transcription. Bases 140 to 3664 code for a protein of 1174 amino acids. The transcript has 25 exons. Gene Ontology annotation, cellular component: RNA polymerase II, core complex. Gene Ontology annotation, molecular function: ribonucleoside binding; DNA binding; DNA-directed RNA polymerase activity.
UGGCGCCCGUCGCGGAGGAUUGUACGAACGCCGGCGACGGAAGUCGCUUUGCCCCGGACUUGGCGGCUUCCGGCUGCUGCUGCGUGCAUUCGUGCAUCUGUGGGUUUCGGAGUGAGGUGUCCCCGAGCUGUUCGCCAACAUGUACGACGCGGACGAGGAUAUGCAAUAUGACGAGGAUGACGACGAAAUCACUCCGGAUUUGUGGCAGGAAGCGUGCUGGAUUGUCAUCAGUUCCUAUUUUGAUGAGAAAGGUCUGGUCAGACAACAGCUGGAUUCUUUUGACGAGUUUAUUCAGAUGUCUGUUCAGAGAAUCGUGGAAGACGCUCCUCCCAUAGAUCUCCAAGCAGAGGCUCAGCAUGCCAGCGGGGAGGUGGAAGAGCCGCCGAGAUACUUGCUGAAGUUUGAGCAGAUUUACCUCUCCAAGCCUACCCAUUGGGAAAGAGACGGUGCUCCCUCGCCCAUGAUGCCAAACGAAGCUAGGUUAAGGAACCUCACGUAUUCUGCACCACUUUAUGUUGACAUAACAAAGACAGUCAUCAAAGAAGGCGAGGAGCAACUUCAGACUCAGCACCAGAAAACCUUCAUAGGAAAGAUUCCCAUUAUGCUGCGGUCAACGUACUGCCUGCUGAACGGCCUGACGGAUCGUGAUCUUUGUGAGCUCAACGAGUGCCCCUUGGACCCUGGUGGCUAUUUCAUUAUUAAUGGGUCAGAAAAGGUUUUGAUUGCUCAAGAAAAAAUGGCAACAAACACAGUGUAUGUAUUUGCCAAAAAAGAUUCUAAAUACGCCUACACAGGGGAGUGUCGGUCUUGUCUGGAGAAUUCUUCCCGACCUACAAGCACCAUCUGGGUGAGCAUGCUGGCCAGAGGAGGACAGGGAGCAAAGAAGAGCGCCAUCGGGCAGCGCAUCGUGGCGACGCUGCCGUACAUCAAGCAGGAGGUCCCCAUCAUCAUCGUCUUCCGAGCCCUGGGCUUCGUGUCGGACAGAGACAUCCUAGAGCAUAUCAUUUAUGAUUUUGAAGAUCCAGAGAUGAUGGAAAUGGUGAAACCUUCCCUGGAUGAAGCGUUUGUCAUCCAGGAACAGAAUGUUGCAUUAAAUUUCAUUGGCUCGAGAGGGGCGAAGCCUGGUGUGACUAAGGAGAAGAGAAUUAAAUACGCAAAAGAAGUCUUGCAGAAGGAAAUGCUCCCCCACGUUGGUGUCAGUGAUUUUUGUGAGACCAAAAAAGCCUAUUUCCUGGGGUACAUGGUCCACAGGUUGCUGCUGGCGGCUCUGGGCAGGAGGGAGCUGGACGACAGAGAUCACUAUGGGAACAAGAGGCUGGACCUCGCGGGGCCGCUGCUUGCCUUCUUGUUUCGAGGGAUGUUUAAGAAUUUGCUUAAAGAAGUCCGGAUCUAUGCACAGAAAUUUAUUGAUCGAGGGAAGGAUUUUAAUUUGGAGUUGGCAAUUAAAACACGGAUUAUAUCUGAUGGCUUGAAAUACUCUCUGGCUACUGGGAACUGGGGUGAUCAGAAGAAAGCGCAUCAAGCCAGAGCUGGAGUGUCUCAGGUGUUAAACCGACUGACGUUUGCAUCUACUCUCUCCCACCUGCGUCGGUUAAAUUCUCCUAUCGGCAGAGAUGGCAAACUGGCAAAACCAAGACAGCUGCACAACACGCUGUGGGGCAUGGUGUGUCCAGCUGAGACCCCGGAGGGCCACGCUGUGGGGCUGGUGAAGAAUCUGGCGCUGAUGGCUUAUAUUUCAGUUGGAUCACAGCCUUCUCCAAUUCUGGAAUUUUUGGAAGAAUGGAGUAUGGAAAAUUUGGAAGAAAUUUCUCCUGCAGCUAUUGCUGAUGCAACCAAGAUUUUUGUGAACGGCUGCUGGGUUGGAAUCCACAAGGAUCCCGAGCAGCUCAUGAACACCUUACGGAAACUGCGGCGGCAGAUGGACAUCAUCGUGUCGGAGGUUUCUAUGAUCAGAGACAUUCGGGAGAGGGAGAUUCGUAUCUACACGGACGCAGGCCGGAUCUGUAGACCACUGCUCAUUGUGGAAAAACAGAAGCUGCUUUUGAAGAAGAGACAUAUUGACCAGUUGAAAGAGAGAGAAUAUAACAACUACAGUUGGCAGGACUUGGUGGCCAGCGGGGUCGUGGAGUACAUUGACACGCUGGAGGAGGAAACAGUGAUGCUCGCCAUGACGCCGGACGAUCUGCAGGAGAAGGAAGUCGCGUACUGCUCCACGUACACGCACUGUGAGAUCCACCCGUCCAUGAUCCUUGGCGUCUGCGCGUCUAUCAUCCCUUUCCCCGAUCAUAACCAGUCCCCUAGAAACACAUACCAGUCUGCUAUGGGGAAGCAAGCCAUGGGGGUUUAUAUCACCAACUUCCACGUUCGAAUGGACACUUUGGCCCAUGUCCUCUAUUAUCCGCAAAAGCCACUUGUGACUACACGCUCCAUGGAGUACCUGCGGUUCCGAGAACUGCCAGCAGGUAUCAACUCGAUUGUGGCCAUCGCCUCCUACACCGGAUAUAACCAGGAAGACUCCGUGAUCAUGAACCGUUCCGCUGUGGACCGAGGCUUUUUCAGGUCUGUUUUCUAUCGCUCAUACAAAGAACAGGAGUCUAAAAAAGGAUUUGAUCAGGAAGAAGUUUUCGAGAAACCUACCCGUGAAACGUGCCAAGGCAUGAGGCAUGCCAUUUAUGACAAGCUGGACGAUGAUGGUUUGAUAGCUCCCGGCGUCCGUGUGUCCGGGGACGAUGUUAUUAUAGGCAAGACGGUCACCUUGCCCGAAAACGAGGACGAGCUGGAGAGUACCAAUCGCCGCUACACCAAGAGAGACUGCAGCACCUUCCUCAGGACCAGCGAGACGGGCAUUGUGGACCAGGUCAUGGUCACGCUCAACCAGGAAGGAUACAAGUUUUGCAAAAUAAGGGUGCGCUCUGUCAGGAUUCCGCAGAUUGGAGAUAAGUUCGCUAGUCGCCAUGGCCAAAAGGGAACUUGUGGGAUUCAGUACAGGCAAGAGGACAUGCCUUUCACCUGUGAAGGCAUCACCCCCGACAUCAUCAUCAAUCCGCACGCCAUCCCCUCGCGCAUGACCAUCGGCCACUUGAUCGAGUGUCUGCAGGGGAAGGUGUCGGCCAACAAGGGGGAGAUAGGUGACGCCACGCCAUUUAACGAUGCUGUUAACGUGCAGAAGAUCUCCAACCUCUUAUCAGAUUACGGCUACCAUCUCAGAGGAAACGAGGUCCUGUACAACGGGUUCACCGGUCGGAAAAUCACGUCGCAGAUCUUUGUCGGCCCCACUUACUACCAGCGCCUGAAGCACAUGGUGGAUGACAAGAUCCACUCGCGGGCCAGAGGCCCCAUCCAGAUCCUUAACAGGCAGCCCAUGGAGGGCCGCUCUCGUGACGGCGGCCUGCGCUUUGGAGAAAUGGAGCGGGACUGUCAGAUUGCCCACGGGGCUGCACAGUUUCUACGGGAAAGGCUCUUCGAGGCAUCUGAUCCCUAUCAGGUUCAUGUCUGCAAUCUGUGUGGCAUCAUGGCCAUUGCCAACACCAGGACCCACACAUAUGAAUGCAGAGGCUGCCGCAAUAAAACGCAGAUUUCCUUGGUGCGGAUGCCGUACGCGUGCAAGCUGCUGUUCCAGGAACUCAUGUCCAUGAGCAUCGCCCCACGGAUGAUGAGUGUGUAGCUCUUCUAGAACAUUCUCAACAGAGUUCUACGAUACAGCUUUGAAAAGACAAUAAACUGUACUGUGUUGCAAUGAAAGCGUUUUAUUUGGUUUAAUGAUAUGCAUGCUGUUUUCCUGUAAAUAGUCAAAUAAAGUUUUGUAGAAAAUCUCAA